AUGGAAGGCUACCCAGGUCCAAUGCACAAAAUGGCAAGGCCACCGUACAACGACAGUAUCCUCACCAUCACAAACAGCAGCUGUGCUGACCCAUACGUACUUUGGGAGAAGGGCACAUACUACAUGACAUUCACCUGCGGUGGUCACAUUGAAAUCUGGUCAGCCGAUAGCCUCUUCGAGUUUGAAAAUAAGUGCAAGAAAGAAGUUAUUUGGCGCCCACCGCCCGAAAAGCCAUACUCCGCCGAUCUCUGGGCGCCCGAACUUCACAGCUUAAACGGGAAGUGGUAUGUCUACUUCGCGGCCGCAGAUCCAGCGCACGGCAACAAGAGCCACCGAAUGUACGUGCUCGAGGGACCAGAUGCCGACUCCUCGCCGCUGGAAAAGGACAAGUGGAGUUUCCACGGCCGCUUGGACGGUAUGCCACCCGAUCAAUGGGCCAUCGACGGCACCGUCAUCACGCUCCACGGCUCGAUGUUAUUCGUCUACUCCGGCUGGCCCCUAGGCACGACCGCCAACGAAUCCCGCCAGGAGCUCUUCAUCCUCGAAAUGACAUCACCCACAUCCGUCACAGGCCAUCCCAUCCGCAUCAGCACGCCCGACCUGCAAUUCGAAUACAGCGGCACCAGCGGCAUCAACGAGGGCCCGCAGUUCCUGUGCAGCCCCGAUGGCAGGUGGCAAGGGCUGGUGUACUCGUGCGCCGGCAGCUGGACGAGCGAGUAUAAAAUGAACGUCCUGUAUUAUACGAAUGGACACCCGCUGGAUCCAAUGAGUUGGUGCAAGUCGAAUACACCGCUGCUCACGGCAAGUCGCGAUUCUACGCCGCCUUAUGGGCCGGGACACGGUAACUUUGUCCUUGUUGACGGCCCUGGCGGCCCGGAGGUUUGGGGGGUAUUUCAUGCUACGGAUGCGAGGACGGGCUGGGAGGGCAGGAAGGCCAGAUUAAUGCGUGUGGGGUGGAAUCAGGGAGGUCCGUUCAUGGGAUCGGGGGAGUGUGGGAGAUGUUGUAGCGACGUUCAGCAUUUUAUUCAGGGUUGUCCUGGGGGCGAGUGUGGAGGCACGGGACAUUGUGGCGGGUAUGGAGGUGCGGGAGGGAAGAUGUUGGAAGCGAGUGAGGACGGGAAACACGGUGGUUUCAGCGGAGGUGGAAACAGGACGAAAGUGCUGAAGGGGCUGGAGAAGGGCGGCAAGGUUAUUAGAUUCACCCGCGGCUCAUCCGCAUGCACAUCCAGCCCGGCGGCCGAAACCGUCCCAUCAUCCAACGCCUUGAUCAACGCCUGUUCAUCCACCAACUUCCCCCGUGCAAUAUUCACCAACCUCGCACCCUUUUUAAACCACGAGAAUUCCCUGGGCGUAAGCAACGUCGCGCCCGCAAACGGCGUAGCAAGCACCACACAAUCCGCGACGCCCAGCAAUUCUUCCAGCGAGGAGCAAUACCUUGCCCCGACCUCCUCCUCCCUCUCCCUCAGCCUCACAACAUCAAAAUACACAACCCGCAUCUCACACGCCGCCCUCAUCUUCUGCGCAAUCCUCACGCCUAUCCGCCCCAGCCCCACGAUGCCCAACACCCCGCCGUUGGGAUUGUGCGUCACCGCCGCAAUGUUCUGGUUCGCGUCCUUGAACGCGUCCGCGUCGCAGGACCGCGCUGCGAGAAAGGACCACGGGAUCGCGCGGUAG
Parastagonospora nodorum SN15 is the source of this 1674-nucleotide messenger RNA. RefSeq lists its product as hypothetical. The record is from RefSeq and is a predicted model, not a curated record. NCBI's taxonomy places the organism in Eukaryota, Fungi, Ascomycota, Dothideomycetes, Pleosporales, Phaeosphaeriaceae. The transcript is spliced from 2 exons. Bases 1 to 1674 code for a protein of 557 amino acids. Gene Ontology annotation, biological process: carbohydrate metabolic process. Gene Ontology annotation, molecular function: hydrolase activity, hydrolyzing O-glycosyl compounds.